Heterobasidion irregulare TC 32-1 is the source of this 4296-nucleotide messenger RNA. RefSeq lists its product as uncharacterized. Gene Ontology annotation, biological process: transcription by RNA polymerase II. Bases 1 to 4296 code for a protein of 1431 amino acids. NCBI's taxonomy places the organism in Eukaryota, Fungi, Basidiomycota, Agaricomycetes, Russulales, Bondarzewiaceae. Gene Ontology annotation, cellular component: nucleus. The record is from RefSeq and is a predicted model, not a curated record. The transcript is spliced from 4 exons.
AUGUCCCACAACCCCCGUCCUCUCAUCGGCUCCGUCUUUGAGCGCAAUCAGCUCUCAACCCCCGCAGCGCCCUCGUCUUCAAAGACAACCGCCACCGGUUUCCCCGCCGUGCAGCACCGCUCGAAGAGCGCGUUUGCGAGGAACCGGGAGAAAAAUAUUGCUGGUGGGAAGGUUUCUGCGCGCCUCAAAGAGCCGCCAUUGGUAUCGAUUGCAUCUGCAUUCACAACUGCCCCGGCGCACGCGCAGUCUCCCAAUGGUGCAGACGCCUCAGAUGACGACUGGCUCCGCCAGGUUGGUGAGGAGAACGCGCGCAAGGUCGCGUCUAUGACCGACGCUGAGCGCGAGGCCGAAAAGCGCGAGAUCGAGGAAAAGUUCGGGAGCGGUAUCGGCGAGAUCUUGAAGAGGGCAAAGGAGGCGCGAGAGGCACGAGAGAGGGAUAUGGAGAGAGACAUGGGCUCGAAGCAUGUCCAAUCUUCGCACUCACGUCCACAUCCGCCGCCGUCUCCUUCCCCUCCCCCCAUUCUCUCCACGGCCAGCACUCGCCCCUCCAGCCGCGCCGGUAUCAACCGUAAGCUCCGCUUUGCAGACAUCACCCCGAACGACGUGCACGUCUACGAGUCCGCCCCAUCUUCCCCGCGCCGCAAACCCCUGCUUGCGCUCCCACCCCCGACGCCCGAAGACCGCGAUGUCAUAAUGUCUCUUGGCCAGUGGACGGGGCGUAUGCCUCCAAAGCCGAAGGAUGACUUAGACCUUGAGUCUGCUGCCCCCGAGUCUGACAUCGUGGUCGAUACCGAACAUGAGCGUGAACUUGAGCCUGAAGAAGGUACCCCGGAAGACAUCCGCCGGCGUUUCUUCCCCUCUGCCCCUGCGCACGACCCCAAUCUCGCAUGGAUCGAGUCUCUGUCUGCUCCCUCUCGAUCCCUCUCCAACGCCCUCGGCCCCCCUACCACCAUUAGCCCUACCCCCUUUGCCCACUCCCCUACAGAUCUUCGCUUCGACCUUACCGGUACUCUGAUCUCACCCUCGCUCUCCGCAGCGUUGCCCACGCACCUCGGACUACACCACCACGCCGAGGGUACGCACGCGGGAUACACACUCGACGACAUAUUUCUCCUCACGCGCUCGAGCGUCGCUGGCCAACGUACAGCAAUGGUCGGCGUGUUGAUCGGAAUCAUCAAGGGCUUGGGGCAGAUGAAGCGGCAAAGCGCCGAGGGCUUAAACGUACUGCGCAGCAAAGCGGAGGAUGUGCGCGGGCGGGCGGUGGCGGCGGGUGUCGCGGCAAUGAGUGAGCAGGGAAGCGAGGGCGCACGCGCCAUCGAGCUGUUGUGGGAGUGCAUCGUUGGGUGGGAUGAACCUGUGUUUGCAUCCGUCGAUGGCGUCGAGCUGCGCGACGAACCGCCUCCUGCUAACGACCUUCCGACUGAAGCCCAGCUAGACGAGUCUCAGGCUCAUAAUUCAAAGAAUGCUGACGCGCUCGCAUCCCUUCCCGUCGAUUUUGUCCUCCAAAACGCUGCUCGCGCGUUCGGCACCGCGGCGCUCCCGCGCACAUCCCUCCUCCAGCUCCUUUCGAUUCUACAUCGACUGGCGCGCCAUUCGAACGCCCUCGCAGACGCGAUUGUCGCCGCGCCAUCACUGAUUUCCAACCUCCUCCGCACGCUCGUGCUCACAAGCACUGCAUCCUCCUCUUCCGCGCACGACGAGCAGCCGACGCCAGAGGCUAUCGACCUACUCAUGACGCUCGUCCUCGCUUCUCGCGCCAACGCGCGCGCGCUUGUGGGCCCUGCGGACGCGCUGCUGCGGUUCGUCGUCGCGCCCAUCCCAGCGGACAUAGAACUCGCCUUUGGGUCGGAGUCGACGUACCCGUACCCGUACUCCAGUACACUCGCGUUGGAGCUGAUGGGCGCAGCGAUAAGGCUGUAUGCCGCGAUGGCGGCGUAUGGGGUGUAUUCGAGCGUCGCGACGACGGCUGCGGAGCCGCUCGCUCGCAUAGGGAAAUACGUGUCGUUGUCGCUGACCCUUGCAGUGCGAAGGCCCGGCGGGGUGGCGGGGGCGAGAUUGAGAGUGGCUUAUCUGCAGGCGGUGGAGGCCUGGACGGUGUGCGCGGUCGAUCCGCAUCGGACGACGCCGGAGCAUGAGAUCCUGUGGAGUCAAGUCAUUGGGUGGGGGUGGGCGGAGGAGGCGAUCGAGAUGCGGGGGCGGUUGGUCGGUCAGUCUGAUGGAGAGGGAGGGGACGAACAGGAGGCCGAGGAGAUUUGGACGGCGCUGUGGCGCGUCCAGGCGGCAUGGUUGGAGGGCGCGCGGGUGAACGGGGUGAGAGGUGGGGAGGGGGAGAGAGCGGUUGUCGUGGAUGCGUUCAAGGAUGGGUUCGAGAGUGGGAAGGAGAAGGCGGUAUUGGCAAGGGCGAUUGAGGGCCUGCAGGACAUGUUGGACAUGUUGGGCACGUCGGCAUCAGCAACAACGCAGACGGAACAGGAGGAAGAGGAAAGGAUGGUGCGCCUUCGCACUAUGGCUCAGCACGCGAACACCAUCGUGGCCGCGCUUCGUCUCUGGCUCGCCUGUCUGCCCCCGCUUUCCUCCACGCCGCUCCCUUCACCACCACUCCAACUCCCUUUCCGCCGUCUCUCGACCCUGGCAUCCACUGUCGUAGCCCACCCCCUCCUCGCAUCCAUAUACAUCCAACACGCCCCAAGCUACCUGCAAGUCUCCUGCCGCCCGCUCACCGCGUUUCUCGCGAGCUUCGUCCGCAUGUCCCGCCGAAUGCCGACCACUCCCGACGCGCUGUGGCUCGCUCAGGCGUCGGCUGUCCUCGUUAGGUUGGUGCCGGGCGACGAGGACGUCGCGCGGUCCAUCAUUGGUGGUGUUGUCAAGGUGGUCACGGAGGAUUUCAUGCGUGGAAGUGGGCGUGCGACCCCUAGUGUCGUGUGGGAGCGGGGUGGGAUGAGCACCAUCGAGCCGUUCUUGACGUUUGGGCUCCGUCCUUUGAAAGAAGUACAUGCUCACGGACACGGUGACGGCGACGGCGAUGCUGAGGGAGGAGGUGAGAGUGGUAGCGGCAAAACGGAACGUGAGCACGUAGCCCCGGUGGUCCCAACCCCGCGCUCGAUCCAGCUCGCGACAACCCAGCGCCUCCCGCCUGCAUGGGCUAUCCGGCGCCGUACGCAUAGCUCUGCGUCAGGCUCUACAUCUACCUCCUUAGGCCUCCCUCUUGCGCGCGACUGGCCCCUCGCGGCGCUCGAUCACGUUCUGCGCUCAGGCACGUCGCCUGCAUGGCACGUCCUCCCCGACGCGUGGAACGCCAGCGAGGUCGAAGUAGUGCGCGCUUCUCUCCUACUCGGGAGCGUCGUGCGGAACGCAUUGGGCGCGCAUGGGCUCGGAGGCGCGGGGCUCGGGAUGAGCCGCGCGGAGGUUGUGUUUGGAUGCAUGAAGGUGUUCAUGCUGGAGCAUGGGCAAAACCAAGCGGCGGCAGCGGACGAGGGAAAGGUAGAUGGCGACGGUGAGGUGUUCCGGGAUCCGGCGGUGGGAGUCUUGAUGGAGGACCUGCUGGCACCGUGCACGCUGCAUAACUCCCCAGAUGGGCUCUCCGUCUCUCCCUCCAGCACAUUCGACGCGAGCGAUGACCUCGAAGCCGCCUCCGCGCGUUUCCUCGGGCCCGGGACACCGUUCUACCAGUUCUACACCGACUUCGUCGCGUUGUACGAUUCCAUCUCGUUCGCACACCCGCUCUUCGCCGCGCUGCUUCUUCCGCCGCUCAUGCGGCGCUACCCCGCGGACUAUCGCAAAGCGCUGCUGGGUGACGCUGCGCAUAUACUCGGGACGGUGCGCACGCCCGUCGAGAGGGCGAUCGGGGCGCGGGUCGGGGAGUAUUUGUGGCCGGCGGAGGAGAGCGCGGAGGUGGUCGGGGCGUAUUUGGGCGUGCUUGUCGGGGGGCGGCAGGCGCAGGGCCUGGAGGGUAGGGGACGCGCGGAGGGCUUUGUACGGUGGCUGGCCGUGCACCAUGUCGCGGCGAAUAUCUGGCCGGAUCUGCAUGUGGACGGAGAUGCAGGCCUAGUCAUGGGUGCAGAUGCUGGACACGGGCGCGAGCGCGCGAGGAAGCUGUUGGAAGCGGUGGUGGGGCAGGGCGCGCCGGACGUGGUGCAGGAGGUGGUGAUGUACUGGCAGAGGCGAGAGGGCAGUGCCGUAAUGGCUCCGGAGUGCUUUGCGUUGCUAGAGGAGCGGCGGGUCGCGCGCGCAGAAUGGGUGGCGCGGUGGGGCACCGAGCGGACGCGCGAGCGGCUCGCGGGGCUGUUGGCACCAUGA